Messenger RNA from Microplitis mediator, 2019 nucleotides. Its product is annotated as synaptic vesicle glycoprotein 2B-like. Lineage: Eukaryota; Metazoa; Arthropoda; Insecta; Hymenoptera; Braconidae. The transcript is spliced from 11 exons. Gene Ontology annotation, biological process: transmembrane transport. Gene Ontology annotation, molecular function: transmembrane transporter activity. Gene Ontology annotation, cellular component: membrane. Bases 477 to 2015 code for a protein of 512 amino acids. The record is from RefSeq and is a predicted model, not a curated record.
CUUGGCUUGAGUUCUAAUUAAAGUCGCGCUGUCUCUGAGCUCCCUCGCCACUAUUUCCUUCCCUAUAUUCAUCAUUAAAUAACAAAAUAAAUAAUAGUUAUUAUUUAAUCUGUAAAAAAAAAAUUUUAACUCAAAACUAAAGUUGUAAAGUAAGACGUGAAGAAUAGUCGUCAUCACUAUCGUCUAGCGUUCACAGUUAAAUUCAAAUAUAAAUUACAUUGUGAAUAUCUACUGAAAAUAAUUGUUUAUUAAAUUAAACGGAGAGAGUAAUUUCGCUGUGAGAUAAAAUCCACAAUCAGAUAUCAGUUGCUCACCAAUGAGUGAGGGGAGUGGUUGGCAAAGACAAAACCGUGGAACACGAUCAAGAAUCAGACAUUGUUUUACAUCAACCAGAAGGAUCAUAUUACUCCCACCUUGCACCCCAAUUUCAAACGCAUUAUUUAUCACGGAGCACUACGGAAUCGCCGGAUAUAGCCAUGGGGCUCGACUUCCUGGCCGACGGAGGUGCCGACUUCGAACAUGCCAUCACCGUCACAGGUUUUGGGAAAUUCCACUACAUGCUGCUGACUAUUUGCGGCCUAAUUUACAUGGAUACAGCGAUAGGAGUAACAAUAAUAUCAUUCGUUCUACCUGCAGCACAAUGCGACCUUCAAAUGGAUUCAACAUCCAAAGGAUGGCUCACGGCAUCACCCAUGUUCGGAAUGGUAAUAGGGUCAUAUUUUUGGGGAUGCCUGGCUGAUACGAAAGGUCGUAAAGUGGUUCUUAUCGCAACUUUAAUGAUGGAUGGAAUAGUAGGAGUUAUGUCUUCUUUUGUUCAACAUUUCUGGGCUUUUUUGAUCUUCAGAUUCUUCAACGGAUUUGCGAUAACUGGAGCAAUGGGAAUAUGCUUCCCAUACUUGGGCGAAUUUCAACCUACGAAAUAUCGUGAGAAAAUACUAUGCUGGAUGGAAAUGUUUUGGACUAUUGGUGUUAUUGCCUUGCCGUUGAUUGCUUGGUUGAUAGUACCGCUAGACUUUACUUAUUCAUCCGAUUCUUUUUAUUUUAAAUCAUGGAAUCUCUUUGUUGCUCUAUGUGCACUUCCUUCACUCACACUAUCGCUCUGGCUGUUUGCCUUUCCCGAGAGCCCGAAAUUUCUUCUCGAGUGCGGCGAAACUGAUAAAGCAUUAGAAGUUUUUAGAUGGAUCUAUUCCCAAAACACUGGACAAGAAAUGGAAUCAUAUCCUGUGAAAUCAUUACAAGAAAAGUCAAAUCCAAAAGAUAUUAGUACAAGGUCUCUGAGGUUACAUAAACAUAAAGAAUUAAAAGUUCUUUGUUCAGAAGUUUGGGAACUCACAAAAGCAUUAUGUAAACCUCCUUAUCUUCGUAAUACUGCUCUUGCUUGCGCAAUACAAUUUGGGCUUACGAGCAGUUACUACACACUUAUGGUGUGGUUUCCUGAGUUAUUUACGAGAUUUGAAGAGUUUGAAUCUGAGCAUCCCGGCGAAACAACUUCAGUAUGCAUAGUUUCAUCUAUUUCACAUAAUGCUACUGAUAAAUUUGAUUCUUAUGGAUGUGGAACAGUGAUUACACCUGAUGUGUAUCUUCAUACUGUUUAUAUCGGUCUUGCUUGUUUGCCAGGCUCUAUAAUACUUCCCAUUUUCAUUCAUAAAGUCGGUGCCAAACUUUUCAUCAUUGUUUCAUUGAUAAUUUCUGGUGCUAUUACCAUUGGAUUUUACUACGUUGUGAAUUCUGAUCAAAAUUUAAUACUGUCGUGUGUAUUUGAAGCACUCACUUCCCUAGGAAUUUCCCUUGUCUACUGUGUUAUAGUAGAUAUGUUUCCAACUAAUUUAAGGGUAAUGGCAGCAGCAUUAUCUCUUACCAUGGGUAGAUUGGGUGCGCUUGUUGGUAAUUUAGUAUUCGGAUACCUCAUUGAUCUGGCUUGUAUAGUACCUGUUGCACUGUUUGCGGCCUUUUUAUUCGUGUGUGGUUUGCUUUCAAUCUUAUUACCGCGAACUGGCAAGGAAACUUUGGAUUGAUCUA